Aquila chrysaetos chrysaetos is the source of this 5414-nucleotide messenger RNA. RefSeq names its product ITPRIP like 2 (gene ITPRIPL2). The transcript has a single exon. NCBI's taxonomy places the organism in Eukaryota, Metazoa, Chordata, Aves, Accipitriformes, Accipitridae. The annotation marks the transcript as partial. The record is from RefSeq and is a predicted model, not a curated record.
GGCGGCGGCGGCGGCGGGCGCUCCCCGCCCGCGGGGCCGGUCGGCGGCCGCCCCCGCGGCCCGAACCCCCGCCGCGCCGUGCCCGUCUACGCCGUGAACUUGCGGGUCUUGUGGCCGCUGGCGACCGCCGUCUGCACCGCGCUGCUCUGCCUCUACCAGGCCCUGCGGGCCGGCGCGGCCGGGGAGGGCGCGGCGGAGGCGGGCUCCGUCCCGCUCCUGAAGGGCUCGGCGCUGCUGCUGCUGGGCUGCCUGCUGGCCCGCUGCUGCGGCGCGGCGGGCGGCGGCCCCAGGCCCGGCGGGGUCCGGCCGGCGGGGGCGGGGGCGGCGGCGGGGGCGGCGGGGUCGCGGCGCGGCGCCCUGGAGAGCUUCUACGCGCGGCAGCUGCGGCUCUCGCCCCACGUGCUGGGCCACAGCAAGGCGCACGUCGGGCGCGUCGUGGCCGAGCUGGUGCGCGCCGCCAAGGCGCAGGGGCUGCAGCCCGGCCCGCUGGCCCUCAGCCUGCGCGGGGACUUCGUGCGCGUCGGCAGCGCCUACGAGCAGCACAAGGUGCGCAGCCCCGACUGCUUCGACAUCCUGGUGCCCCUGCGGCUGCCGGCCCACCUGGAGCCCCAGCCGCGCUCCGCCGACGGGCUGGGGCCGCGCGGCGCCUUCCUCUGCGGCCUGCGGGCGAGGGCCGGCCGGCCGCGCCGCUGCCGGCCCUUCGCCGAGGGCUUCUGCGUGGAGCUGCGGGGCCGCAGCCACCUCUCCUCGGGGCUGGUGCUGCGCUGGUUCCAGGGCCACCUGCAGCGGUGCCUGGGCGCCGUGCAGUACCGGCUGCAGGAGCGCUGCCGCGUCAGCCUCUCGGCCUGCCCCGGGCGCCCGCCCACGCUGCACAUCGUGCCCUGCUCCGACUACGUCUGCUGCCACAUCUCCAUGGCCGUGCGCCUCAUCCCCGCCAUUCCCCUCGGCGACGCGCUCUACCUCACGGCCCUGCCGCCCGAGGGCCCGCGGGGCCCGUCGGCCCCCGAGGCCCUCUGGGGCCUCAACGCCUCGCGGCAGGAGCAGCGGCUGCUGAGCUGGCUGAAGGAGCAGGCCCCGGCCUCCUCCUGCCACCUCAAGUGCCUGCAGAUCCUCAAGGGCCUGCGGGACCUCCGCGGGCAGGGCCUGGAGGAGCCCUUCUGCUCCCAGUGGGGCCGGGUGCUCUCCUCCUACGUGCUCAAGACGGCCCUCUUCUCUCUGCUGCUGCGGGGGCCCUUGGAGGCCUGGGACGAGCGAUUCCUGGUGGAGCGGCUGGAGGACCUGGUGCUGUACCUCAGGGACUGCCUGCGCAAGCAGGUGCUGAUGCAUUUCUUCCUGGGCAACGCCAGCCUGCCGGAGGCCGUGGCGCUGCCCCGCUUCCUCAAAGAAGCCGCCCCCGUGAACUUGCUGGCCGCCUUUGACGGGCCCACGCUGGACCUGGCCGCCUUCCAGCUGAUCAACACCUGGAUCCAGGCCCCGCACCUCAUCAGGAUGUACAGCAGCCCCCGGUACUUGCGACCGGCGCCCGCCCCGUGCCGGCACGUCGCCGAGGCCGGGCAGGAGCCGCCGGGAGAGUGAGCCAGCGGCCGGGGGAGCCGGCGUCGCCCGCGGACCCCGCCGGGGCAGCGCGGGCUCCCAGCCCGCUGGUCCGUCGAGAGCCCGCGUCUGCUGAGGAAGGUGGGACCCGUUUAAAUGUGGUUCUGUGGCUUUGUCCCUGACCUGAGAAAACUAGGAAACCAGAGGCCAGGACUUAAUGAAAUUGUGAUUCUUGUUUUUUUAUAAUCUCAUUGGUUGCUCGUGGGAAAAUUCUGAAGUUGCUGGGGCAAUGCCUUAGUCGAGAAGCGUUACGUUCAGUCGACUGUUUGCAAACCUAACUUUAACAGCCUCAAAAUGACGUUUCUGGAAAUCCACGUUAACUUGUUGUCUUAGUGGCAAAAUUGACCUUUUUCUGAGAUUUGCUUUUUAUGAUGCAAAAUCCAUUUGGGAUUUAAAAAUCCUGUAAGUGCAAACAACACUCUGCCCCCCCCCCCCACUUCCCCCUCAAUGCACCAAGAUGCUCUUAAAAGGUGAUGAGCGCUAGAGCGUGGGUGUUGGAUCACAGUUUGAAAUGCUCAAUGACAUGCUUUAAAUUUCCUGUGUAAUCGAAUACGUUGUGCUGGAUAGAAAUAUAAUGUGUAUGUUAAUGUAAAAUUGAGGGAAGAAGCGAAACCUCUCCGAUAACAAUAUGAAGAAUCUAGUUACACGUUUCUGUGUUCAAGUGAAGGUUAUAUUGAAGGAUUGACGUAUAGAUAAAAGGAAACAAAUAGCACUUUAUUUUCACAAAGGCCUUUUUUUAGGAUAAUUGGCUGCACUAAAUAUUGCUACAGAGAAGGCAUUAGUAUUUUGUUAAAGGAAUGAUGUUUGGAUCAUCCCAAGGAAAACCUUUUUUUAAGGAAAUACUCUGAGGUUCGUUUGUUUGUGGGUUCUUGUUGAGUUGUUUUAUUUUUUUGCAUCUUCAAGUAUUCUUUUCUUAGAAUUUGCUUUACCUCAAGGGCCAACAACAAAACAAAGAAAUUCUGUAAUGUUUUUUGGAACAAACCUUGAACGAGUCCAAAUCUCAGUGCUGUAAGCAGACUGCUGUGCCCUCCUGCUCUCCGGUAGGAGUUUGGUGGGAUUUUUGGAUGACUGCCUGACCAGUUGUCUGAUCGUGGCAGUGUUUUGACCAAAUAACCUGAUGGGAAUUUCUAGUACUGUGCUAUAGCAAAUCGUUAUCUUAUUGCGGGGAGGAGGAAGUGAAAUAUUUCAGGGUACUUCAAAAUUAUUUAGCACUGAUUCAUGGUACAAUGGCAGUCUUAGGCUAUGGAUUCUGGUGUACUCUAAACAUAAACGUUAGCCAGAUAAUUCCCAUUUCUUGCCUGGUUAUGUCCCAGUUACUGGACUAACCUGGCGAGUUGUAACGCAGCCAGCUCUGCAAGUGUCCGUAGCUCUUGGUGCAGGGACCUGGUGUACGGGAACCUGAUGUGUCCCAGGGUGUCAGCAAAUUCAGAAUUUCAAAUCCUUGCUUUAUUGGUCACCUGCUCAAGUAUUUGAUGUAUUAAGACCCAAAAUGUGUUGCUGAAUUGCUGGCGCUCCGGAAGCUGAGCGUGUGCCUUAUUACUCACUGUACUGUGUCCUAGGUGAGCAGUCUGAAAUGAAUUAUAAAUGACCAAGUGUAACUUCUCAGAAGCUUUAGGAUAACUUGAAGUUACUAAUAUAGUCCUUCUCUCCCUGAUGUACAUAGAGGUACCGGUGAGCUUUAUUCACAGUUCUACGCAUCAGAACACAAAACAAACAUUUUCAAAAUCUAUGAAGCUUUAUAAAAAUCUAUUUUUCUAAACGGAAACACUCCCUAGGCAGAUGUUUGCCUACUUCUGUCUAUUUUUUUAACUGCUCUUGCAGUCUUAUUUUCAGGUAAUUAUAGCCUAGGUCACACCCGCAAGUUGGGUUAUUUUUAUAUAUGAAGCACUGUGCUUCUUUCUACAAAUACAAAUAGUGUAUUUAUAGGUAGUAUUGAUCAAAUGUUCUUUGCACAUGGUAUUUAAGGCUAAGUGAGCUACCUUGGUGUUUUGAUAUUUUUUUUUUUUUUUUUUGGUAGUAGACCAUGAUACAUACUAUUUUUGCACACUUGUGCUACUUGGUAUUUGAAAUAAGAUGCGGUUCUGCAGUCGACGCCAUUGCCAUUGAAUCUUUUGCCCAAAGAAGAACUAGAUGACUGGCCCAGGGUAUUGUGGCUGCCUGAACUCGUGACAUAAAAACCCUUUAGCUGUUAAUUCUAGCAUCAUAACCACUUCAGUCAGCUGUUGGCUUGUUUACAUCACUGCAUCUCUGUCUCUGAAAAGUGAUCUUUUUUCUGAAAAGGGAUGCACAUUUGGUGUGUGUUUAGUAUUGCUGCAAUACGUGCAAAUCUGUAAUAGACUAGGUAAGGACUUUCUCACUAAAACGUAGUAAUGCUGGGAAAAGACAGUUGCAUCAGGAAAUGCGUGACAAGGAGAGAUGGUGGAGAAUACAAAUAGUUUAGAAAAUGAAAGUUGAGCUGAGGGGUGAGUGAGAAUGAUGGUAAGCUCUCAGUGAAGACACACUGCAAUCAAGCCAAAGGACACAGGGAUAAAAUUGGAGGAGAGCUAUUGAAAGCAAGGCAGAUUUGCAGUGUAGGGAAAAGGUUUAAGUGGGUUUUGCUUUGACAGUAUUUCCAAAGUGGCUGAAUCCAUCAGGGCUGAACAGUGAGGCAAACCUUCAGUUUAUUAGCCGUGUAGGCAGACCUUCAGUGCGAGUUUUUGCUCAGCAAGGCAUUUAUGAGUUUGUGAUGGCUGGUCAUGGAAGAAAAUGUAUGCAUUUGCUUUAACCUGAGGCUUGGGCAAGCUUUCUUGAGGAGAGCGGGCUUCCUGCCAGUAAGGCAAUGUGCAUGCAGUUGGUGGGAGGUCUGAGAAAAUCUCUUAGACUAACUUGUGGUUCUGUUGUACAACUGAGAUAUCAAGUGUAUUUUCUUUACCUGCUAUAAAGCAUGCAUUCAUGAAUACAACUGAGAAGAAAGCAGCUGAUAAAAGUUGGGUUCUGUUAUGGCAUUCAUCUUACUCCACAACAAACAUGACAGCACUGGUACCUGCAGCGUGCUGGAGCUAUUAUAGGGCCUUACCUGCAAGGAGGUGUACAGAGAACUUGACCUACGUGAAUAAUCCUGUGGGCCUUUUGCCUUCUCCCUCUGCUCCCAACCCAUCGAUACUGUACACAGAACAAGGUUAUGAACAGUAUUUGUUAAGGUCAUAACUGUUACAAUGUAUCGUAGAUUCAGUGUGGUUGCCUCUGUGUGGUAAACGGAAACACAAACACAGAAGAAAGGGCGUGUUAUUUAGUACUAAUGUGGGUUCUUGGUUCUCGUUAUCUGCAACCUAAUUUUGCAAAGACUCUCUGCAAAUGAAGUUGUUUUUAUUGAACAUCGAUUGGGAAGAAGAAUCACACCUGCAAGAGAAUAAGUUUAUUUACAGUACCAAAAUGUAUAUAUAUGGCUUCAUUUUGUAUUGAAAAAUGCUGUGUAUUUCUCAAAGACAUCAUUAUUUCAUAUCUGACUAAAUAGCUCAAAAACAUUCCUCUUUCAAUUUUGAAUUUCUGCAGAGUAAUGUAAAUUUUAACUGUCUGUUUGCAAUGGACAUUCUUGGUACAACUAUUUUUUGCUGGUUAAUAAUCAGACCAAAGAUGAAACUAAGGUGUUCAGCUGCUAUUGUUUAAAAAAAAAAAAAAAAAAAAUGUUUGUAGGCUCAAAGUGUCAGCCCAUUUUAAUGAAACGUUUAUAAAUUCAUUUCCUAUUUAAUAUCAAAAUACAUUUGCACUUUUAUUGUUUCCAUAAAAAGUUGGUGGUUUUGUUUUAAUGUUUCACUGUAGUAAUAAACAGCUGUUUUAAAGCA